Molecule: messenger RNA, 831 nt
Organism: Morchella importuna
Lineage: Eukaryota; Fungi; Ascomycota; Pezizomycetes; Pezizales; Morchellaceae
Exons: 1
Coding region: 1-831 (276 amino acids)
Source: RefSeq, a predicted model, not a curated record
AUGCCUCGGCACCUCCGCAUCCAACUAACAGCCGACAACCCCCCCAAGCAACACGUCUUCGAGCUCACCCCACAAAACGUCGAGACCCGCAACCCCACCCUAGAAGCCGCCCUCGAGAGCAGCAGCAAAUGGUCGCAGUUCCAAGGCAUUGACGUCGUCCCCUACGCACCCAUAUACAUCCCUCACCUCCUCGGGGGGAGGGGGAAAGCGUCCCAGACAAAGCUUACCAUCGACACUCACUUCAACACGCGAUACAUCUACCAGUGUGAGGACUGUGUGGGCCUUUGGUACUGUAAACCCCUCGACGGCUGGGGCCUUGAAACACCCACUGAGUUCCUGAAGGAUGCAGAGACGCCGCAUGUGAAACACAGUUUCUUCGCGGAGACGAUGGUAGGGGUGGCGCCGAGUACACUCAUAUGCUUGAAUAAGCUUCUGAUUGCGUCGGGGGUAGCGGAGUGUCGGGACGGGGAGCACCAGGGUUUGUUUGCGGUGAACAUCAUCAUGGAGCUAGAGAUGGACUUUGUGGAUGUGAAUGCGUGCUCGACAUAUGUUCCGCUGUGGGUAUGCACGGGCGGGAAGCUGAAGGAUGUUUUCCGGAUUGUGGCGGGGGACAAGCUGCGGGGCGAGUUUCGGCUGACGCAGGUGCCGAGGGCCAGUGGGUUUGUGGAGGAGACAUAUUCGUACCGUGUGGCGGGGGUGGAAAAUAAGGGAUUGGAGGACCUGAUAUGGUUUCCGGACCUGGGCGGUGAGAUGUGGUUGUUGCCGUUUCCUUGUGUGAUGGAGAAGUUUGGGGAGGAGCAGAAGCUGGGGGCUAGGUUAAGUGAGAAGUGA